CUUUAUGACUAUAGUCUGUGACUGCGCACAAUAUGGCAAUUUGGAUAUUCAUGUAUAAUGUUUAUUUUUUUCUUUCAUGCUAUGCAAACAUAUGUUUCCAUGGUGUUGAUCGAAGAUCAAAUGAAGAUUCUGUGUAUAAUAAAGACUAUUUUUGUUGUGACUGCUAUGAAAAAAUAGGCACAGCAUGUGUUGAAUGUGAUAUAGGAUACACAUCAUCAAAAGGUGAGCCAUGCGAGCCUUGUUCUGGAAAAAGAUACGGAUAUCGAUGUGCUGAUAAAUGUCUGUUAUGUACAGCAAAUCAAAGGUGUGAUCAUAUUCAUGGAUGUAUGAAUGUAUCGACAACAGACAGCACACAGUUGUCAGAAUACAACGCCACUGCAGUUAUGGAGUUUUAUACAAACACUUCUACUAUUGUCGACAGAUAUGAUAUAUUUGUAAAUAAUGCAGUAUAUAUUAUGUGCCUUGGGUGUUGUUGUAUAUUCGGCAUAGUCUUAGCUGGAAUAAUUUCCUACAAACGACACAAGAAAAGAAGAACUAUUCUAAAUAGGCAUGCUCAUAAUGAAACAAUUCAACAUCCGACAGAAAUCAGAAUCGAAAGCAUCUACGAGGAAAUUGAUGACAUUACACUUCCAGAUCCUGAUCAACAACGAUAUCUAAAUGAUAUUAAUGUUGAAAAAUCUUCCAAUGAUUCGACAAGCUCAGAUAAAAAUAGUAUAUCAAACUCCGAAGAACAAUAUCUUAAUCCAUAUCAAAUAAUCGUUCAAAAUAUUGAAAAUCGCCCAUACAGUUUUAUAGGAAGAGGUGAAACAGAAAUAAUCAUCAAUGCAGAUACAACUGAAAGACUUGAGCAAUAUACAGAGGAAUCUGAUGAACGAAAAGAAAACAAUAUGAGAAAAGCAUCUUUGAAAAAAAAAUGUCAUUCCCUUAAUUAUUCUGAAAUUUUAUUUAUCAAAAGAACAGAAGCAGAUAAUGUAGAUAAAUACAAAAACACUCGAACAUUUUCAAAACAAUCUAAAUCGAAUCCGUGUUCGCAGGAUAACACGGAAUACGUUGAAAUCGUCCACACUGUAUAGCGUACACGCUAUUGAAAUAGUAAAGGAUCAUUUCUGCGUGUAGGAUGUCUUGAUGGAAAGAAAUAAUCCACGUAUACAGAAAAAAAAAAGUUUGAUUAAAUUUAGUCAUAUAUUUUAUCUAAACGGGCGACACAACCAUGAUUUUUAGUAUAUUCAUGUCAAAUGCCCUUGUCGAAUAAACAUUUGCUCUGUACAUACAUGUACAUACUAUUACCCUUUAUAUCAUUUGGCAAGGUAUGUUGCAGUGGUCAUGAAGUAUUAAGAUGAAUGUAAACUAUUGAACACGGAAUUAUAUAUUUACACAUUAAAUAAUAAUCCAUUUGGGUAGUUACUAUGCAUCUGUAAUUAUUUAUAUUUUCUUAACCAGUGUACGAUUGUAUUUCUUAUGUUAUUAAAAAUCUUAGAAAGGGAUUUAUUUUAGAUUAUGGCACAUAUAUUAACAUAUUAAAGAGUAGUUACCUUAAUGGUGCACUUAUUGGCAUUUGUACACACGGUGAAUAUUAUAUGUCACUUUCUAAAAAAGUUUACAAUCGAAAGUUGAUUAAAUAUGUUCGAAUCUCGUAAAGCCAUUUUACAUUUACAAAUCUAGAUAAAAACAAAACUUAAAGGAAUGGCAAUCAGGGGUGAGACUGGGUGCACAAUGUAAGCGCUCUUCCCAUGAAUAUACCAGCACCUAUACAAAAGUUUCCAAUAAGAUAUAAUAAAUAAAACGACCACGUAGUUUAUCCUUUACAUUGUAUACGUGUAUGCCAGGAGAUAGCAACAAAAGAAACUCUUCGUUAACUCCUGAAUUGCGCUUCGGACGAUUGAAAUUUAUAAAGUAUUGUUUUCAUUUUUCUGCAGAAGCACAACAUAAUACGAGUUAAAAGUUAUCCAUUUCUACAUCUAAUAUAAGGAUCGAAAUUGGCGAGAAGCUGAAUAAACAUCCGUUGGCAUACCAUGUUGUAAAAAUCUCGUUUUUAUAAUUAAUGCUCAUGAUUAUGAAAAAAAGAGCAAAGAAAAAGUCCCAAGAUUUUACUUCACAUAUGUUAACAAGAGAACAAAAAAACUACAAUUUAGAAAUUUUAACUGAGAUAACCUUUGUUUAACAGAAAUGUCCUUCAGUCUCUAAACAGACAAAACAGCAAAACUUUAUAUAUUCAUAUAUAAAUUGUAUUUCGUCUUUUAGUAUACCAUGUUAUAUUAAUUUUGAAAUGUUCGAUGCACAAUCAAGGAAAUAAUUAACUGAAUAUAAAAUCCAUAUUCUAUUAAAAAAUAUUUCCCUAAUAGAAACAACCAGACGAAUAAGGAUAUAUGUCUGGAAAUAUCACAUGAGAACAAUGGACUUCAAAAUUAUCUAUCACACAUUGACCCCAUACAACGCUUUUCAAUAGGCAUAUAACCUCGUUUUUUUGUAUGUUUAUAUUACAAGGUUGAACAUAUGCCGUACUUAAGAAGAGUUCUUAAACCGAACAGACUAAAAGAAAACAAAAAAGUUAAGAUCGCCAUGGAAAUAUUUUAAGUGUGAUUGAGAGAAACUAAAACAAUUGCAAAGAUUUAAAAAUAUUAUAUGUGUUUACGUUUAAAUAAAUCACAGUCUACAUAUACGCAUAUGUAUAUACGUACAAACAAAGAUAAAUAUGAUGCAAACGUUUUGAGCCAGUCUGUCCUGUCGUUUUCGUUGUAAAUUCCCAUAGAAUAUUGGAAAAUCAUAAAGAAUAUCAACAACAUAUAGAAUAAUAUGCAUUAUCGAUAUGUUUUAUUUUUUUAUAUAUCAGCUGUAUGUUGUAUAUAAGCAAUCAUUGUAGAAAUACCAUCUAACAUCUAGAAAA
Messenger RNA from Mytilus californianus (California mussel), 2884 nucleotides. RefSeq lists its product as uncharacterized. Lineage: Eukaryota; Metazoa; Mollusca; Bivalvia; Mytilida; Mytilidae. Bases 33 to 1073 code for a protein of 346 amino acids. The transcript has 6 exons. The record is from RefSeq and is a predicted model, not a curated record.